AUGAACGGCUCGCAACUGUGAAUCGGUUCGCAUCGUUCACUUGAAAGAGUCGUUCAAAAGACCGACUCGUUCGCGAACGUCACAUCUCUGCUUGGUAUGAUGAAGACACUGAAAGCAUCAACGACCUGUUGAUUAAAGAAUAUAUCUCUAUCUUCUUUCAACAGGCGGAAUGAGAGCCGUUCUAGCAUGGAAAGACAAUGUUCGUGAUCAAUGUGAAAGAAAAAAAGAGCGGCCAAAAACUGUUAAUCAGCAAAGAAGUGUAUCCAUAAUAACGGCAACAAUCAAAGAGAAAGACAGAAACGAGUGUAGCCUUUGCCAUGAGGAGGAUCUUGGCUGCAGUCUGAGGCAGAGUGGAAUGAGCUUGACAGGAUCCUUUAAAGGUGCCAGGGAUCAGAGGUCGGAGAGCGUUUAUGACCUUGCAUUCAAGCCAGAUGGAAGCCAACUUAUCGUUGCUGCAGGCCUUCGUGUCCUGGUUUAUGACACAGCGGAUGGAAAUAUGGUUCAGCCUUUGAAAGGACACAAAGACAUAGUGUACUGUGUGGCUUAUGCAAAAGAUGGUAAGAGAUUUGCCUCAGGGUCAGCUGACAAAAGCAUCAUCAUCUGGACAUCUAAACUGGAGGGUAUUUUGAAAUACACUCACAAUGACUCAAUCCAGUGUGUGGCCUACAACCCUGUCACUCACCAACUUGCCUCCUGCUCUUCUGGUGACUUUGGUCUAUGGUCUCCAGAGCAAAAGUCAGUGAACAAACAUAAAGUGAGCAGCAAAAUCACAUGUUGUGGGUGGACGAAUGAUGGCCAGUACCUUGCCCUUGGCAUGAUGAAUGGAGUGGUGAGUAUUCGAAACAAGAAUGGAGAGGAGAAGGUGAAGAUAGAGCGUCCAGGGGGUUCCUCCUCUCCUAUCUGGUCCAUAGCGUGGAACCCAUCUAAAGAUGAGCACAAUGACAUGCUGGCUGUGGCAGACUGGGGUCAGAAGCUGUCUUUCUAUCAGCUCAGUGGAAAGCAGAUUGGAAAAGACAGGACUCUCACCUAUGACCCAUGUUGCGUCAGCUAUUUCUCUAAGGGGGAGUAUAUAGUCAUGGGCGGCUCUGAUAAACAGUCCUCCCUCUACACUAAAGAUGGAGUGCGGCUAGGAACCAUUGGAGAGCAGAAUGCCUGGGUGUGGACGUGCCGGGUUAAGCCUGACUCAAACUUUGUGGUGCUGGGCUGCCAGGAUGGAACCAUUGCCUGCUACCAACUUAUCUUCAGCACAGUUCACGGCCUCUACAAGGAUCGCUACGCAUACAGAGACAGCAUGACUGAUGUCAUCGUCCAGCACCUCAUUACCGAACAAAAAGUAAGGAUCAAGUGUCGUGAGCUGGUGAAAAAGAUUGCCAUCUACAGAAACCGCCUUGCCAUUCAGCUGCCAGAGAAAAUCCUCAUCUACGAGCUGUAUUCAGACGACUCCUCAGACAUGCACUACCGCAUUAAGGAGAAGAUUGGCAGGAAGCUUGAAUGCAACUUGCUGGUGGUCUGCUCCCAGCAUAUCAUCCUGUGUCAGGAGAAGAGGCUCCAGUGCAUGUCUUUCACCAGUGUCAGGGAAAAAGAAUGGGUAAUGGAGUCUCUAAUUCGCUACAUCAAAGUGAUUGGUGGUCCGCCAGGAAGAGAGGGCCUGCUGGUGGGAUUAAAGAACGGAGCAAUCCUGAAGAUAUUUAUCGACAACCCGUUUCCAAUCACGCUGCUGAAGCUGUCGUCCUCAGUGCGCUGUCUGGACAUGAGCGCCUCCCGCAGCAAACUGGCUGUAGUGGAUGAACACAAUACUCUCCUGGUGUAUGACAUCAACAGUAAAGAGCUGCUUUUUCAGGAGCCUAAUGCUAACAGUGUUGCCUGGAACACCCAGUGUGAAGACAUGCUGUGCUUCUCUGGCAACGGCUACCUUAACAUCAAAGCUAGCAACUUUCCUGUACAUCAGCAGAAAAUGCAAGGCUUCAUGGUCGGCUACAACGGAUCUAAGAUCUUCUGUCUCCACGUUUAUUCCAUGUCUGCGGUGGAGGUGCCUCAGUCUGCACCUAUGUACCAAUACCUGGAGAGGAAGAUGUUUAAGGAGGCCUACCAGAUCGCCUGUCUGGGUGUGACGGACAGUGACUGGAGGGAUUUAGCCACAGAGGCCAUGGAGGGACUCGACUUCGACACUGCUAAGAAGGCCUUCAUCAGAAUCAGGGACCUUCGCUAUCUGGAGCUCAUCAAUAGCAUUGAGGAGAGGAAGAAGCGGGGUGAGAACGACAAUGAACUGUUCUUGGCAGACGUCUAUGCCUACCAAGGGAAAUUCCACGAGGGAGCCAAGCUCUACAAACGUACAAGUCAUGAAUCCAGAGCCCUGAGCAUGUACACUGACCUGCGCAUGUUCGACUACGCCAAGGAGUUUGUCGGAUCUACGGACCCUAAGAGCACCCGGAUCCUGAUGACCAAGCAGGCAGAGUGGGCUAAGAGCAGCAAGGAGCCCCGGGCAGCGGCGGAGAUGUACCUGUCAGCAGGAGAGCAUCUUAAAGCCAUAGAUAUUAUAGGCGAACACGGCUGGGCAGACAUGCUGAUCGACAUCGCCCGAAAGUUGGACAAAGCUGAACGGGAACCUCUUGCAAAGUGUGCACUUUACUUUGAAAAGCUGAAGCACCAUGGCUACGCCUCUGAGACUUAUUCCAAGAUGGGAGACUUGCAGGCUUUAAUGCGGCUGCAUGUGGAAACCAGGCACUGGGAUGAGGCUUUCUCACUGGUGGAGAAGCACCCCCAGUUCAAAAACAAUGUCUUUGUCCCGUACGCGCAGUGGUUGGCUGAGAAUGACCGCUUUGAAGAGGCGCAGAAAGCAUUUCACAAGGCAGGGCGACAAAACGAAGCUGUGAAAGUCUUGGAACAGCUUACCAACAAUGCCGUAGUUGAGAACAGGUUCAAUGAUGCAGGGUACUAUUAUUGGAUGCUGUCAAUGCAGUGUCUGGACAUCGCUAGAGAAAGUGAAGAGCAGACGGAGGAAAUGCUGAAGAAGUUUGAACGUUUUCAGCGCCUGGCUGAGCUUUACCAUGUCUAUCGCUCCAUCCAGCGCUACACAGACGAGCCCUUCAGUUCCCACAUGCCGGAGACGCUUUUCAACAUUUGCAGGUUCCUCCUGAGCAACCUCACCAAGAACAUACCACCAGGCAUUUCUAAAGUUAACACCUUGUACGCGCUGGCAAAGCAGAGUCGAAAACUGGGUGCGUAUAAGCUUGCCAGGUAUUCCUACGAGAAGCUCCAGGAGCUGCACAUCCCCUCCCGCUUCCAGGAGUCCAUAGAGCUGGGCAGCCUCACCAUCCGCUCCAAACCGUUUCACGACAGCGAGGAUCUGAUUGAGGGCAUGAUGUGCUACCGCUGUUCCACUAACAACCCCCUGCUGCUCAACCAGGGGAGCGUGUGCAUCAACUGCAGGCAGCCUUUCAUCUACUCUGCUUCAUCAUACGAGGUGUUGCCUCUGAUGCAGUUCUACCUCGAGGAGGGCAUCGGUGAUGAAGAGGCUGUGUCGCUCAUUGACCUAGAAGUUCCUCACACAGAUGAGGGGGAUGGACGCUGGCAGGACAAUGGUGAGCCACAAGCUAUGAGGAUUGAUGAUGGUUUGGGUGAUACAGAGGAGGAUCCAUUUACAGCCAAAAUGAGCUUUGAGCAGGGGGGUUCGAACUUUGUCCCAGUCAAGGUGGGUCGCCCGUCGCUGCGCUCUAUGAGCAGGAGGGACGUGCUGAUCAAACGCUGGCCAAGGCCGCUCAAAUGGGAAUACUUCCGCUCCCUGCUGCCCGACGUGAGCAUCACCAUGUGCCCCACCUGCUUCAAGAUGUUUCACAGUGAGGAUUAUGAACUUCUGGUGCUUCAACACAACUGCUGUCCAUACUGUCGCAGACCCAUUGAUGAGCCAAACUGAUACACUUGGGAUCAGAGCAGCUCUUCAAACAUUUUUCUUUACCUUCAAACUCUUUGUCCUUUUUUUUUAUUGUCCUAUAAAUGUAUGUGUUGUAAUACCAUUGCCUCUGUUGAUAUGUUAAAAGCAGCUCUGUCUGUGUGAAGUAGUGUUUGUGUGUAAGUGUGUAAGCAAAGUGCACCAUCAGCCAAUUAAGACAAUUGGAUUAUUUGGAUCAGAUUACUUUUGGCUGUCUCUGAUUACAUUAUCACUUUAAAUGGACCGUUGGUGCAGAGUGUACAGAAUAUCCUGUAGCGAGAUAUUUAUUUAAAAAAAUGAUUUAACCUAGACGAAUACAUCAGCAUUGAAUACAAAAAAACAGACACUUACAUUAUAAGGAUUGUAUAAAAGAAAGAAAAUAGUUAUACAAAAAAAACACAAAUUUUACAGGCGACAGUAUACCCAUAUAUACACAUACACAAACACACACGCACGCACGCACACGCACACACACACACACGAUUCUGUGCUUUUAUACCACUAAAAGAUAUGACAUCUCUUACUCAGUUAUAAGAUUGUAUUUUUAUUUUGUUACAAGCCUUUUCAAUAAAGUAUUUUGUUAUUUUUUAA
Notolabrus celidotus (New Zealand spotty) is the source of this 4519-nucleotide messenger RNA. RefSeq names its product intraflagellar transport 122 homolog (Chlamydomonas) (gene ift122). The record is from RefSeq and is a predicted model, not a curated record. NCBI's taxonomy places the organism in Eukaryota, Metazoa, Chordata, Actinopteri, Labriformes, Labridae. Gene Ontology annotation, biological process: protein localization to cilium; non-motile cilium assembly; intraciliary retrograde transport. Gene Ontology annotation, cellular component: intraciliary transport particle A; non-motile cilium. The transcript has 30 exons. Bases 170 to 3913 code for a protein of 1247 amino acids. Gene Ontology annotation, molecular function: protein binding.